Lindgomyces ingoldianus is the source of this 1647-nucleotide messenger RNA. RefSeq lists its product as uncharacterized. The transcript is spliced from 11 exons. The record is from RefSeq and is a predicted model, not a curated record. The coding region runs from base 1 to 1647 and encodes 548 amino acids. NCBI's taxonomy places the organism in Eukaryota, Fungi, Ascomycota, Dothideomycetes, Pleosporales, Lindgomycetaceae.
AUGAGUGUAGGUGGCGGUGUUCUGAGGGUCGAAAGAUGUCCGUAUGACACCAUAAUUUUUGCCAAUACAAAUGGAAUUUGGGCACAGCUGAGCUUUAAGGCGACACGAGCGAAGGUGAAUGGGGAGGGCCGCUUACGCAGAAAGUUCACGACUCAAGAUGCGGGUGGCUGGUAUCGCGAGCGCCACAAGAAAUGUCGAGACGAUUACGCGGUUAUCGAUACGGCAGUCUGCCUUUCCUGCUCAACAGGGAAAACGAGUGAAGAAGAUGGGACAAAAGAGAGCUGUACGAAUUCAACGAAGGUAGCGGCCAAGGCAGGACUGAAGAAGGGCGGAGGAGGAGGGCACCAGCAUCAGACCAAGCUUACACCUAGUGAGGGAUCCUCAGAACACGAGCGAGCACUCGGCUAUCCCAAGCAGGCAUCCAGCAACAUUCACGCUUCCGAUAUCCGAUCAAGCCAUUUGCUCCCUCAAGCUGCUCUCGCCCAACCGUGUCCGUCCCAGAGCCCUUUCCUGUCUGAAACCUUGAAGGCUGUUGUUUUUCGUCUUGGGCAAUGCGACAUCCCUGUUACAAGUUGCUGCAGCCAUGCUUCAAGCGAGCGCGCCAGAUUGACCCCUGCUGUGAACGUCAUGUCGAGCGAUGACGGCCUGGUGCCCAACAAGCAAGAAUAUGCAAGACGAUCAGAAUCGCGGAUGAAACUCAUAUCCCUUUUCACUCCCAAACAAUAUGCGAAACCCAUCAACAGCCUUUACCAGCCUCCCUUCUGUCUCGAAGUCACGGCGCCACACGCCAAAAUUCCCUCCAAUGCCCUCCAAUGCGAGUCCCCGCAUGCAGGCUCUAUUCAUAGCAAACCCUGCAUCGCGCCACUAAGUCAGCAGAGAGUCGCCGCCCGCCAACGACAAAUGGGCGUGCUCCAGAAUCCGCAAAUCCGCACAUCGCUAGCCAUCGCCACAUGGCAGUCAGUCAGAGCAGCAGGAGUGACAACACUGCGAGCGGCUCUGAAUGAGGGCAAAGGCCCAAGCGUGGUCAGUGGUCGUCCAUUUUCUCUCCGCACUUGCUCCAAGCUUGCUCUAGGCAUCUCCUUUUGGAGAGAUCAGAGUAACGGAAAGUUUAAGGAUGCAUCACUCCGUUCCCCUCACGAGCCUAGAGCCACCUGCAGAAUUGCUUACGUCCGGCAUCACGAGAGCUUUUUGAUCACGAAAAGCCAUCCUCCAUCCCGGACAGAGCGAGAAGUGGGCCCAUCCGCGCUAUUUCAGCUCCCAGCGCUCAACUCCCUCCCAGCUCUGAGCUGCCAACGUCAAUGCAUGCAAUACUCGGAACUAGUAGAACUCUUCUCUCGUCCGCAGCACCUUCUGCAUUUGAAUAACAACUUUUUUUUGGCCAUGUCACUUCUUAAAGUUCAAAACGUUAACCGAAGAAUUGAUGAAAUUACAUUACUAUCUACUUCGCCACUGUACGGCACCUCUCGCGAUAUCUCAACUUCGCUAUAUGCAACAUCACUUCUAAUUUCGCAACUAAGGAGAAAAUACCAGUAUCCUAAUCCGUCCCAUGACCAACGUAUGGGGACUGUCCAAGGUAAAUCAUAUACGGAAGGACCUCCGACCAACAUGUCCAGCCAAACCAAACUCCCGCAACGCGGCGCGGCCUGA